This is a messenger RNA of Opisthorchis viverrini, 2904 nucleotides long. RefSeq lists its product as hypothetical. The transcript is spliced from 6 exons. The coding region runs from base 1 to 2358 and encodes 785 amino acids. Gene Ontology annotation, biological process: cell surface receptor protein tyrosine kinase signaling pathway. Gene Ontology annotation, cellular component: cytoplasm. The record is from RefSeq and is a predicted model, not a curated record. NCBI's taxonomy places the organism in Eukaryota, Metazoa, Platyhelminthes, Trematoda, Opisthorchiida, Opisthorchiidae.
AUGAACCUCAGCAGCAGGUUUUACGUCAAAUCAACGUACAUAAGGGCCGCGAAAGACAAUUGGGUUUUAUGUGAUGUUCGAUUACUGACAGACGACGUCGAUACAUUUUUAUGCAUUAAAUCCUUACCACCAAGUAUCCCCUCUGAUGAAGACCAAACUCAAAAUGCAGAGACCGGGAAGAAGGAAAGAUAUGCAUCAGAAAAGCGACCGAAAACAACAAGCUUUACUGCUCUGUGUAAUCUGAGCGAGUACAAAUCAUGCAGCGUUCGCACAGUCACCGUCAACGACAGAGAUUCUUUCGCAAUCCGGCUCGUCCCUUCUGGUGUCAUUGGUAACAAACAGCUUCUGAUUGCAUCCGUCGACGAAAAUGAAAUCACCACGUGGCUUGCAAUUUGUAAAGCAAGUAUUGGAAAGAAAUCCAGGAACUCACAAAAUCGGGAUAACAUGAGCACUGCCGGAACACUCAGCAAGGCUGGAAGUUUCAUGUCACUGAAGCCGAUGAGCAACUCUAUCGACGCUGACUGCGAUGAUGGGUUACUAGAUAACGAGGUAUAUGAAGCGUAUUCUUCAGAAGACAAAAUACCGGCCCUGUUGGAAGAGGCGGGAGAUUGGAUAAAGUUGCACUUGAACCAGCCAGAAUGCUAUUUACGGUUAACUGAAGAGAGACUGGAGGUGUUGGAUGCCAUAACCGAGAAGCCCGUUCAGUGGUUUCCCUACCUGCUCAUUCGUCGCUUUGGUGCAGCCAACGGCGUUCUGCGUGUGGAUGCUGGUCGCCGAUGUUCUAGUGGGGACGGUCGCUUCUUUUUCCGAUGCAGUCCACCAAAUGGCCAGCCAGUGGAUAUGCUAGUUACUCAGAUCCGUCAGUUGGCGCUUGAGGCCAAACAACGUUUGAGGAGAAACCAGAUGGCUGCAAGUAACCUUGAAUUAAAUGGACAGCAAACAUCCGGUCGCGCAGUAGCCCUUACUCCCGACGGAACGAUGGAGCGCACAUUAGUCUCAAAUACGGAAACAGAGUGUGCAUCACCAUACCCUGGUACGCUGCCACGAGCCAGGUCAAAGAGACAGAAGCAAGUUUCAGAAUUGCCCAGCGAUCGAGCAACCAGAACAAAUGGAUUUAUGUCGAACGGAUCUCCUCCUGUAACGCCCGAAUCGGGCAGCGAUCCAAGCUCACAAUCUCCCGGGGCGACUUCUGCUGCAACGAAUUCGGAGGACGGAGAAUUGGUACAUGCGGUUCUGGCACGAGCGCCGAAACAAUCUCAAAAUCAAGCCGAAAAUACAAGUUUUUAUGACAAUAUCCCGCGUCCGCCACGGAAAGGAACAAAUUUACCUGGGGCAGUGAACGUGCUGCCCUUGCCAGCUCGUGCUCGGCCGAAUAACCAAGCGACGACCAGAGAACCAAACGGUGAAUCACACUUGCUUCAACCCGAACCGAAGCCCAGAACGCCCGUGGAUCAUGGAUUAGCUGAAAGUACCUUUCCGACUCUCAGACCCUCGCCGGUGCCGCCACCACAUAAUGGACAUUUGUCAAAAGAAAUGACUGAUGAUCUACCAUGCGCACCACCUCCACCACCACCGCCACAUGCAAAUGAAGUGGAGAAGAAAUCUGCUGGGCUGACGAGGACGCGAACAUCCAGUGCGUGCUUUCCGGGACAGGAAGAGGCGACCUGUUUAUCAUCACCGCCACAGCCAAUUCAUCCGAUACCACCUCCCAUACCCACCCUGGCUGCUGCUAUAUCGACCUCGACCAAUCCCGUGGCUACAAAUACCGUUUCACAAACACCAAGCGUUGGGUCUGCAGCGGUUAUGCGGGUGCCGCCAUUUACCGCACCAAAACCGAUUACAAGCCAAAACUCGGGUGCAACGAAGUUACCAGCCUGCAGCCCAAGCUCACCCCAAGAAAACAAGACGGUCGCGAAUGAACAGAAUUCUGUGCAACUUUCAAAACUUCUUAACACAAAGGUCAGUUCUGCGUCAAUGUAUCUACGUGGCCCACACCCUCAGAUGAAAAAAGAACCCAUCCAUUGUACUCAGCUUAAUUUCACCCCAACGCCUGGGGUUUCUUCCCUGAUCAACCGAAUAAAUUCGGACUGGAAGUCCCCACGCACGGGCCCAAAUAAGAGAGAACCAUCUUCGCCUGUCACUACUGGUUCCACUGCAGAAACUGUUUUAUCCGAUGAUCCAAAGCACUAUUUGAACGAACUUGAUAGUGUCAUCAAAGAGUUGUGUGAGGCUAACGAAGAAGCUGUGCGGGCUACUCGGGAGGCUGCUCGAAGACGUCACCAAGUUGGAUGGCCAGCACCGUACAAACCCCCGUGCACCGGGGAAAAGAUUAACACCUCGAACGCUAAUAGGGUCUAAUUUUAUUGAUCCACAGCCAUAGAUCAUAGAAAUUUCCCCUAUAGGAACACAAGGAAUUCUGUGCACGACGUCCGAAAAGAUGAUACUCGCCCAAUGGAUGCACAUUUCCAAAUUAUCCUUCUGUUGGCCAUCUGUCAAUUCCCCACACAGCUACACGAUUAGCACAAUAUCCCGCUUCAUGUUUGUUUUCUUUGGUUGCCUAGCCACAUCUGAAGCAUACCCGACACACUGGCAGUUCUCGCCGGUCUCAGUGUUUACUCCCCAAAAUUUCUUACCGAUUAUUCACUAGCGCAACCCCAAAUGGUUCAGCUAUUAUUGUUCUUAUUUUUUCCUCAGUAAUGACGUCCAACUCCCAUACUCCAGCUUUGGUUUUGCGUUUUUGAACACCGUUGUAUACGCGUGUAGUCGAGUCCUUUCGGUGCAUGUCUUGAUUUCUUUGUGCUGUGGAAUGAGGAGAAUUGGUCAGUUUCUUCUUUUAAACUUUUAUUAACUAGGGCACUGAAUUUGCACAUACAUGUUCAUUCUUGAAGAUAGUAUUAAUUUAUC